CCUGGUUACUCUCCCUGCGCUGCGCUGGUAAGCUCGUGUUUUGGCUCGCCGCCAUGGCCCGUACUAAGCAGACGGCCCGCAAGUCGACCGGGGGCAAGGCCCCGCGGAAGCAGCUGGCCACCAAGGCGGCCCGCAAGAGCGCGCCGGCCACCGGCGGCGUGAAGAAGCCCCACCGCUACCGGCCGGGCACCGUGGCCCUGCGGGAGAUCCGGCGCUACCAGAAGUCGACCGAGCUGCUGAUCCGCAAGCUGCCCUUCCAGCGCCUGGUGCGCGAGAUCGCGCAGGACUUCAAGACCGACCUGCGCUUCCAGAGCUCGGCCGUGAUGGCGCUGCAGGAGGCGAGCGAGGCCUACCUGGUGGGGCUGUUUGAAGACACCAACCUGUGCGCCAUCCACGCCAAGCGCGUGACCAUCAUGCCCAAAGACAUCCAGCUGGCUCGCCGCAUCCGCGGGGAGCGGGCUUAGAGAAAGAAGUGCGCACUCGGCCCGAGGUUCCAUCACAUCCAAAGGCUCUUUUCAGAGCCACCCACAACUGCACUUGGAAGAGGCUGUGCCAC
Phacochoerus africanus (Common warthog) is the source of this 556-nucleotide messenger RNA. RefSeq names its product histone H3. Gene Ontology annotation, molecular function: DNA binding; structural constituent of chromatin; protein heterodimerization activity. Gene Ontology annotation, cellular component: nucleosome. The coding region runs from base 54 to 464 and encodes 136 amino acids. Lineage: Eukaryota; Metazoa; Chordata; Mammalia; Artiodactyla; Suidae. The transcript has a single exon. The record is from RefSeq and is a predicted model, not a curated record.